AUGAUUGAGGGAAUGGUGAAGGAUGGUGUUAUUGAACCUUCAUCUAGUCCAUGGUGUUCACCUGUGGUGCUGGUAAAGAAGAAGGAUGGCAGCAUGUGGUUUUGUGUUGACUACCGCCACCUGAACGACGUUACGAAGAAGGACAGCUAUCCCUUGCCAAGGAUUGAUGACACGCUGGAUAUGCUUACAGGCGUAAAGUGGUUUAGUACGUUGGACCUGAAAAUUGGCUACUGGCAGGUUGAAAUUCACCCUUAA
Parnassius mnemosyne (clouded apollo) is the source of this 255-nucleotide messenger RNA. Lineage: Eukaryota; Metazoa; Arthropoda; Insecta; Lepidoptera; Papilionidae. The record is from the annotation of a GenBank genome assembly.